Messenger RNA from Ictalurus punctatus (channel catfish), 1230 nucleotides. RefSeq lists its product as uncharacterized. The record is from RefSeq and is a predicted model, not a curated record. The transcript is spliced from 2 exons. NCBI's taxonomy places the organism in Eukaryota, Metazoa, Chordata, Actinopteri, Siluriformes, Ictaluridae. Bases 16 to 822 code for a protein of 268 amino acids.
AACAAACAAACAAAUAUGUCUGCUGUCUCUCCGGUUUUGAGUGCAGAUGAGGACUCGCUUGAGCUUCACAUGGUGCGGCUGGAACUGGAGGAUGUGGAGAAGCAGAUCCGCGGCCUACUCGACAAGCAGGCCCAGCUGCUGGAGCGACAAACUGCGCUGGAAACAUCUUGUGCCUCUGCUCACAUAUCCAAGGUAAGCACACAGCGUGGUAUUUCCACUCCCAGCCCCUCUACGCCGUGUGUUUCUCUGUGCAGGGACCGUGCACCUAGGACUUUCCCAGCCGUGGUCUCCGUCACGCCAGCGCCAACACACCUCGGGCCUUGGGUGAACCAGCGGCGAAAGGCGCGGGCUGGACCUUCUCCACCUCCGGUGUUCGAGAUUCCAACCAGGAACCGCUUCGCCCCUCUCCGCCAGACCAGACCCAACACUGUGAUCGUCGGGGACUCCAUUGUGCGGAACGUCCGAGUAGCCUCAUCUAAAGGUAAGGUGCGCACACACUGUUUUUCUGGUGCUUGUGUCCUUGAUGUCGCUGCGCAGGUAUCCGGGAUCCUGAAGAAGGACGAGCGCAUUGGAGCGGUUGUGCUGCACGCGGGGAUGAACGACACCAGGCUGCGGCAGACGGAGGUUCUGAAGAGGGACUUCUCCAGCCUGAUCGAGACGGUACGAGGCAGAUCACCUACCGCGAAGAUCAUCGUCUCUGGACCUCUUCCCACAUACAGACGUGGAGCAGAAAAGUUGUUUCGUCCUGAUGGCCUGCACCCCAGCAGCCUUGGAGCGGAACUGCUUUCAGACAACAUUUCCAAGGCGCUACACUCCAAGUGACUGCCUACCGUAAGUACAUCUUCCAAUAAUAACAUUCAGUAUAAUCAAUGUUCAACUAAAAAUCCGGCAAAGGUAAUACAUACUAUAGAGACUGUGUCUGUUCCCCGAGCUAUUCAAAUAUAUAGAAAAUCUCGGAAAGUCGAUCUUCGUAACCUAAUUAACAUAAAAUUAAAUCAUAUUGAAUGCACAGCCAGCACUUUUGAUCUGAGGCUAGGACUAUUAAACAUUAGAUCUCUUGCGUCUAAGGCUCUUAUAGUUAACGACAUCAUUACUGAUCAGGAAUGUAAUUUAAUGUGUUUAACGGAAACUUGGAUUAAACCAAACGAGUACAUAGCAUUAAAUGAAGCCAGUCCUCCUGGAUACAGUUAUGUACAUCAGCCUUGUUCAACUGGUAGAGGAGGAGGUGUU